AUGACAGUCCUAGGAAUAGGCACUGAUCUGAUAAGAAAGACAAGGUUUGAAACUAUUUUGACGAAGCACAACUAUCCAAACGUUACUUCAAGUCAUGUGGUUCGUCUUGCGAAGAGAAUCUUGCACCCAGAAAGAGAAUACCCUCUGUUUCUGAAAAGUUCAAAAGACUGCGAUAAGAGCCAAUGUGUACAACUUCUGGCAGGCUCAUGGUGUGUUAAAGAGGCACUGUUUAAAAGCUUAUCUUACAGCGAUCAACAAUUGUUUAGCUUCAAAGAUUGGUUCAAGUUAAACGACCCAAAAGGCCGUCCUUUUAUUAUGAAUCAAGAUUAUUUUACGAAACAUCCAAAUGAAGAGUUUCUGGUGAGCAUCACCCAUGAUGGAGACUAUAUUGCCUCUACAGUAAUACGACAACAACUUAAUAAUGCAUAG
Komagataella phaffii GS115 is the source of this 429-nucleotide messenger RNA. RefSeq lists its product as hypothetical. Gene Ontology annotation, molecular function: holo-[acyl-carrier-protein] synthase activity; magnesium ion binding. Lineage: Eukaryota; Fungi; Ascomycota; Pichiomycetes; Pichiales; Pichiaceae. The transcript has a single exon. The record is from RefSeq and is a predicted model, not a curated record. The coding region runs from base 1 to 429 and encodes 142 amino acids.